UAGAAUUUUGAUCGAUGGCAUAUUCGGAUCCUCAUUCCUUCAGAAGAAUUGCAUUGACAAGUUGAUACUCUUGUUAAUGGCUAUCUUUUCUGGAUGCAUCCUUAAUUACCUAGAGUGGUGAACGAGUGCUUGUCUUGUUGCUUCAGCCUCUAGUAGAUGAUGGAUUUCCCGAAGUGUGCUUCUUCUGUUGGAGCAAUUUCUUCUGGCAUGGGACCUUUGAUUUUCUAUAAUAAGGUGCAUGAACUGGUUGAAACCGGAAGGCCAGUGAGAGCUUCUGGUCAUGCUGUUGAGACUGACGUCGAUGUAGACCUCAACGAAAUAUACUUCUUGAUCAUGCAUUUUCUGUCGAUUGGUCCAUGCCAGAGGACCUUUGGCCAACUCUGGAAUGAAGUUUUGGAGCAUCAGCUGCUUCCUAGAAGGUAUCAUGCUUGGGCUUCUAGGAGUGGAAUAAGAAGUGGGAAUGAGGAUGAUGAUGGCAUCUCUUUCCCUUUAAAUUACAGUAAUCUGGUGGAAAGGUGUCCGCACAUUGGGAAAGACCACUUGGUUAAGCUUCUCAAGCAACUGAUGCGGCAUACUGGCCAUUUAGUGCAUGACAAGGUUGGAAUAGAUGCACUCAGCGCUGCUGAUGUUCCAACGUUGCUGGGAGUUGGUUCCUUUUCCUUGUUCGAUGGUAUGAGCAAGAUCAAUAAGCAACUUAAGCGUCUACCAGCUUACUUGUGCUGGCCACAUAUGCGGGCUGAUCAGGUCCGAUAUGUGGGAGGUUUUAGAAAGCACCAUCGUGCCCCAUCAAUUCACUCUGCAUGUUAUGCCAUUGUAAAGCCAUUGAUGUUGGUCGAAAGGAUGCAAAAUAUUAAGAAGCUAAGGGGACGUCGAGUUGCUGUCUAUUGUGCAACAUUCGAUUGGUCAGGAAGAUAUGUCAUCACGGGGUCAGAUGAUCGUCUUGUGAAGAUCUGGUCAAUGGAAACUGCGUUUUGUUUGGCAAGCUGCCAGGGACAUGAAGGUGAUAUUACCGAUCUAGCUGUAAGUUUAAAGAAUGCCCUGGUGGCAUCUGCUUCAAAUGACUUCGUUAUUCGAGUUUGGCGCUUACCUGAUGGAUUCCCAAUCUCAGUCCUGCGGGGGCAAACUGGAGCUGUCACUGCUAUUGCAUUUAAUCCCAGGCCCAGCGCAGUAUAUCAGCUAUUAUCGUCAUCAGAUGAUGGAACUUGUCGACUCUGGGAUGCUAGGUAUUCUCACUGCACUCCAAGAUUAUACCUGCCAAAACCACCAGAUGCUAUUGCCGGUCAGAGCAACGGUCCUUCGAACAAUGAACUUUCUUCUAGUAUUGCCCCACAAUGCCACCAAAUACUAUGCUGCGCUUACAAUGCCAAUGGAACUGUAUUUGUGACUGGUAGCUCUGACAGCUUUGCAAGGGUCUGGAAUGCUUGUAAAUCCAACGCAGACAAUCCAGAACGACCGGUUCAUGAGAUGGAUGUGUUAUGUGGGCAUGAGAACGAUGUCAAUUAUGUCCAGUUUAGUGGUUGGUCUGUGGCUCCCCGAUCGUCAAUGUCUGAUAAUUUGAAGGAGGAUAAUUUUCCAAAGUUUAGAAACUCAUGGUUCUGUCAUGACAACAUUGUCACUUGUUCUCGUGUUGGAAGCGCAAUUAUAUGGGUGCCGAGAUCCCGCAAAUCCAAUGGAAAAGGUGGACGUUGGGUGCGAGCGUACCAUUUGAAAGUUCCACCUCCCCCUUUGCCGCCUCAACCUCCUCGAGGAGGUCCACGUCAGAGAUUUCUUCCGACUCCUCGUGGUGUUAAUAUGAUUGUGUGGAGUUUGGAUAAUCGCUUUGUUCUUGCAGCUAUUAUGGACUGUCGGAUAUGUGUGUGGAAUGCUGGUGAUGGUAGUUUAGUUCAUUGUUUGACCGGUCAUAGUGCCUCCGUAACCUAAGUGCUAGAUAUUCAUCCAUUCAAUCCCCGGAUAGCUAUGAGAGUUGGGUAUGAUGGAAAAGCAAUUGUUUGGGAUCUGAGUUUUAUCAUAUGGGAAGGCAGACCUAUUCGGGUGUAUGAAAUUGGGCGCGUGAAGCUGGUUGAUGGAAAGUUUUCUCCGGACGGGACUUCAAUUGCACUUUCUGACGAUUAUGGGCAAAUACAUCUCAUAAACACUGGUGAAGGCAAAUCCCAAAAGGAUGCCAAAUAUGAUCAGUUCUUCCUUGGGGACUACCGCCUUAUACGUGACACUGUUGGAAACGUUCUUGAUCGGGAGUCACAACUUCCACCGCAUCGAAGAAAUGUUCAGGAUCCUCUUUGUAUGGUUCCAUAUCCAGGACCCUAUCAAACUACAUACCAGCAAUGACGACUUGGUGCUUUGGGUAUUGAGUGGCGUCCUCCUACCAUUAGAUUUGUUGCUGGCCCUGACUUUACUCUUGGUCAGGAGUAUCAGAUGCUGCCCUUAGCGGAUUUGGAAAGGAUGAUUGAACCUUUACCUGAGUUCAUUGAUGCCGUUUUCUGGGAACCGAAAAAUGAAAUUUUCAGUGAAGAUAAUGACUCGGAGUCCAACGUUACUGAGGAAAGUGAAGGUGAGAGGGGUAGUUUAAGUGCUGGAUUUUUCAGUGAUCCUGAGUGCACGGCAGGAGACAGUGAUACCAAACAAAGCCAUAGAGAUAGCCGCCGUAGGGCAGGAAGGAAAAAGCAUAGAACUGAGGCAAUUCUUUGUAUGCUUAAGUCGAUUCCUUUUUCUUUUUCUCUUUCUUUUUUCAUUUUCUUGGGAGUGAAUCUAGCCUCAUAUGCUCUUAAGGUUGAAUGGGUAACUUCGUCAGGAAGGCGUGUCAAGAAAAGGAACUUGGAAGAAUGUGAAGGCUCUGCAUCCAGGGAUACUCAAAAUAAAAAAUCAGAAAAUCGCAGGAAAUCUUCAGGGAGGCUGUCUAUCAAAGCACAUAAUUUGAGGCCCCAGCAUGUUGCAGCAUGGAAUGCUUUGAACAUGAUUUGUGAAAUCAUUGAUAUGUCUACUGAAGGAGAAAAUAUUGAAAACUCAGGAGACUCAUUGUCCGAGAGUGAGUUACAGGGGCUUAACCGAAACAAAGAAAGAGACGAUAGUGACAGGAACUUCCCUGCACAGAAGGAAGGUGGAAAAGGCAAAGAACCAAUCACCAAACCUGAUGAAUUGCGUGAGUACCAAUCAAAUGCUGGAAACAGGAAAAGAUUGGUUCUGAAGUUUUCACUUCGUGACACUAAGAAAGUUGUGCCUUCAGAAAACACCAGAAUGAUAAUGCACAACGAUGCUGAUCUCCUGAAUGUACCUCCUCAUCUUUCUCAAGAAAUGACAGAGAACAUGAAUGCUACGACAUCCAAUGAUGUAGCUUCUCAUUUUGUGAAUUCGAGUAAUGUACAUGAGGAUAAAGAAGUACCUGAAAAUAUUGAUGACGUCUUGAUUGCAUCUGCCGGUGACAAUGAGAAUGAGAUCAGAUGGGGAGAAGUCAAGAUGCGGUCAUCAGUGCGUCUGAGAUCAGACCUUUUGCCGACUGAUGCAUCGGAAGGAACUAGGGGAAGGUGGGCGAAUAAGGAAAAUGAGACUGAUCUGAAUAGGGGUGAGGAGAAGUGUGGAGCUGAUGCAUUCCAACCUGGGGAGCUCACAAGAACAGAUGACCAUGCUAAUCUUGAGGGUGCACAUACAUUUUCAUCAGCUGACUUUCCACCGGAGAGCCAACCAGAUGGAAAUUCAGGUGCAGUUGUAGAGGAUCCUCCACAAAGAUCAACUGCUUUAAGAAUCAAAACAAGGGGUCCAUCGAAAGUGAAAUCCACUGAAGUCGAAGGUUCAACUGGCGAUGCAAGCAAUAGGAACAUAAAACAUCCUCCACAUGCGGAGCACAGUCAAAACCCCGAAUCUCCCGAAGAGGCUCCAUUUGCUGAACGGUUGACCUCCAUGGAGCCACUGCACUUGAAUUCAAAGGCGGUGGUGUCUGAUACAGACUUGGACAGGGAAAGGCCACAGAGCUCUGACACAGAUGCGGAAGAUCUUGGGAUCCCCGAUAAUAUUGCUAUCAACUACCCUGAAGUUGCGACCGAUGCAAUACAUAGAGCAAGGUCCUUGAAGAUGAAGGCAACAUCCACAGAGCCAGAAAUCAUCCACCACAGUUUCAAGGUUAGAGGACAGGAGACUUCAGGGACAUCGAAGUUUGCAGAGACAUCCUCAAGGAAAGCACGUGAUCCGCUUGUAUAUAAAGAUUGGGUGUCCAGUUCAAAAAUGAUGGUCAGACCAAGGUCUAGUAGGAAUAAAAGGGGCGAGAGUAAUAAUAACGAUCAAGGUUUCCCUUGGGGGGAAAAGUCAAGCCAGAAUCUCAGGAAAAAGUCAUGGCAGGGUUAUCGCUAUACACCUCAGUUAGGCGAUGAAGUUGUUUACUUGAGACAGGGACAUCAAGAGUUCAUCGAAUCGAGUUGCUUGCGAGAUGUUGGCCCUUGGAGGUCGCUUAGAGGGAGUCUGAGUGCUGUGGAAGUUUGCAAGGUUGAAGCUCUUGAUUGUGCCAAUAGUCCAGGCUCUGGGGAGAGCUGCUGUAAACUGACUCUUAAAUUUGUGAAUCAUGUUUCUAAUGUGUUUGGACGCAGAGUCAAGUUGAUGUUGCCAGAGCUGAUCAAUUUUCCUGCUUUUCUGGUUGAAAAGACAUGGUAUGAUAAUUCUAUGCAGAGAAAGUGGAGCCAGGAUAAGUGCCUUGUAUGGUGGAGAAAUGAGAGUGGGACAGGAGGAAGUUGGUGGGAGGGUCGAAUAACAACUGUACAAGUUAAGUCACCUGAGUUUCCUGACAGUCCGUGGGAAAGAUAUGUUUGUUACAGGACUGAUCCUCCUGAAAAACAUCUGCACAGUCCUUGGGAAUUACAUGAUCUUGAAGUAUCCUGGGAUCAUCCUCAUAUAGAUCCUGAGACCCGAGAUGAACUCCUGUCCAUGUUUUCCAAGCUAGAGCGUUCAGUUGGCAAGAACCAGGACUACUAUGGCUAUCAAAAGUAAAAAGCCGCUCAGAAAUUGGAUUUUUCAAGUAGUACCCCUUUAAUGUUUCGAUUUCGCAGAUGUCCAGUAGGUUUGGAUCCAGAACUGAUCCAGCUGAGGUUGGAGAACAACUAUUAUCGGAGAGUGGAAGCGGUGAAGCAUGACAUAACCGAGUUGAUGCGCAAUGCUCAAUCAUACUUCGUAACAAACGCUGAGUCGUCUGUCGAGAUGAGGCGCCUGUCUGAUUGGUUUACCAAGACAUUGACGGGAUUUUAUAUUCUCGUGUUCCUUUUCAAACUUCAACUUGGAUCAGAAAAAUAUGCCUCUGCAGCAGCUGCUAAUGGCUGCACUCUUUCGGAGCAACUGGCUUCAGUGAAUGAGGAAAGCAUGAGGAUAUUCAAGGAAUACAUCACCAAACAUAACGUCCCCACUGAUGUUCCGGACGACCUUGUUGAGAGCUCUCCCGAAGAUGAUGUUGAAGCCACCAAGAAGCCACCAGCGAACUCAAAGGAAACAAAAUUAAAUUAAUCUUCUUA
Messenger RNA from Rhodamnia argentea, 5483 nucleotides. RefSeq names its product PH-interacting protein-like. Gene Ontology annotation, cellular component: nucleus. Gene Ontology annotation, molecular function: protein binding. Gene Ontology annotation, biological process: regulation of cell shape; cytoskeleton organization; regulation of transcription by RNA polymerase II. NCBI's taxonomy places the organism in Eukaryota, Viridiplantae, Streptophyta, Magnoliopsida, Myrtales, Myrtaceae. The record is from RefSeq and is a predicted model, not a curated record.